Molecule: messenger RNA, 357 nt
Organism: Iphiclides podalirius (scarce swallowtail)
Lineage: Eukaryota; Metazoa; Arthropoda; Insecta; Lepidoptera; Papilionidae
Source: the annotation of a GenBank genome assembly
AUGGCGUUGGCGUUCGCCGUGGCACUGACGUCGCUGGUCGCCGCCGACGGCCACGGCGGCGGCCACAAGAAGGUGGUCAUCCACGUGCCUCUGUUCGUCAAGCACCACCACCACAAGCACACCAUCGUGAAGCACGUGCACCACAAGAGCGGCGGCGGCGGCGGCGACGACCAUUACGAGGUCCUCGGCUACACUUACGGCGAGCCGAAGCAAGCGCCACACUUCGGCGGUGGUCAUGGAUGGGGUGCGGCUGAUGAGGGCCAUGGACACGAGGACUCUCCAGUGAGUUUCGAUGGCGGUGACCACGGCAGCUACGGCCUCUCGAGCUCCGGUGCCGACUUCAGUGAACAUAGCCAU